ACUCAAAAUAUACAAGCUAAAAUACAAUAGAGGUAGAUGGUUCUAUGGUUAGGUGAGCACACAGCAAAUGAGAAAUACACAAGCAGCCUUUUAGACAGCAGACAGUCCAUCUUGCAUUGUUUGAUCUCCCACCAACCCCCAAACCACUUGCUUACCUUAUUUUAAUAUCCAUCUUUUUAUCUGCUACAAUUUGCUCUAUUUAGCUGAAUUUAUUGGUUUCUUGCCUACCCAUCUCUCCAGAUUAUACUCUGAAAAAAAUGGGUGGUGAUAGCAAGGUUUUUACUCUGUCCCAGGUCUCCAAGCACAACAAUCCUAAAGAUUGUUGGUUGAUCAUUGAGGGCAAGGUUUAUGAUGUGACAAAGUUCUUGGAGGAACAUCCGGGCGGUGAUGAUGUUUUGUUAUCAGUCACAGCAAAAGAUGCAACAGAUGAUUUUGAGGAUAUUGGACACAGUAGCACAGCCAAGGCAAUGCUUGAUGAAUUUUAUAUCGGGGACAUCGAUACAGCAACCAUUUCCUCAACGACAACAUACACUCCUCCUAAGCAGCCUCACUACAAUCAGGACAAAACAAAAGAGUUCGUCAUCAAGAUGCUCCAGUUCUUAGUUCCAGUUAUCUUCUUAUGUGUGGCUGUCGGCAUCCGCUUUUAUGCUAAACCAGCUGAAUGAUCAAAGCGUUACACGAAGAGGCAUCCAUUUACGCGUGAUUCAAUUUUUUUAGUCGAAACGAAUUGGAACCCCAUCUGAACUAUAUAAGGUACGGGGUUUAUCAAAAUUUGAACUAUAAAUCUUCUUAGAGCACAAAAUUGGUCUGUUACUCUGUUCUGUCAAAUAAUAAUGCAGUAGAUCAAGGGCAUACAGUACUGUACCAGCAUUUUAUGGGCUUAGCUCUUUACAUCUCAAAUUGGUCCCUUAAUUUA
Daucus carota subsp. sativus is the source of this 916-nucleotide messenger RNA. RefSeq names its product cytochrome b5. Bases 258 to 665 code for a protein of 135 amino acids. Gene Ontology annotation, molecular function: heme binding. Lineage: Eukaryota; Viridiplantae; Streptophyta; Magnoliopsida; Apiales; Apiaceae. Gene Ontology annotation, cellular component: intracellular membrane-bounded organelle; membrane. The transcript is spliced from 3 exons. The record is from RefSeq and is a predicted model, not a curated record.